Molecule: messenger RNA, 705 nt
Organism: Saccharomycodes ludwigii
Lineage: Eukaryota; Fungi; Ascomycota; Saccharomycetes; Saccharomycodales; Saccharomycodaceae
Gene: PSF2
Product: DNA replication protein PSF2
Exons: 1
Coding region: 1-705 (234 amino acids)
Biological process (GO): DNA replication; double-strand break repair via break-induced replication
Cellular component (GO): GINS complex; nucleus
Source: RefSeq, a predicted model, not a curated record
AUGUCAUUUCCUGAAUCACUGCAAAAUACUUUUUUACCUCAAGAAAUCCAAUUUAUAGUGGAAAAUGAACCCAUAAAGAUACUUCCACGUAUCACUACAAGACAAAGAAAACAGUAUCGACAAGGCUCAAAUUAUGAUCCUGAUUCGAAAAAUAGUCAUCCUAUUAAACCUUGGAGAUUAAUCACUACCAAUGAUUAUAACGUCAAUAAUAUGAUUGCAAUGAAAAGUACAGAGCUACCAUUAUGGAUGGCAGUUUUAUUAAAAGAGCAAAAGAAAUGUAAUAUUAUAGCACCUAAUUGGAUAACUGUUUCCAGUUUAGAUAAAUAUAUUGAUUUUGAAUUAAAAAAUCCCAUGAAAUUUAGCUCCUUGCCAUGGAAUUGGCUAGUUAUUGCAUGUAUUCUUUUCACUAAAGCACCAGAUGAUUUAACCGAUCCUAUUCACUUAUUAAAAAGUCGAUGUCAAGACUUAAGAGAAAUACGAUUGGCCAAAGUGCAAAAUGGUUUAGCUAUAUUAAAUGAAAGUCAUCUGCAACUGGAUAACCUAUCCCUGAUGGAGAUUAAUGAGAUUAGACCAUAUGCUACAAAAAUAUCUGACAUGUUUAAAAACCUACACAAAAACACUGCGGCAGGAUUAGGAGAAGAUUAUGAUAUGCAUAUGGACACGUCCGAACCUGGCGCUAGUUCUAAUAUGACACAAAAUCCUUAA